AUGGCCAUUGUGCAGGACUGGCUUCCGCCCACGCGGGAAAACUACGAGACGCUCGUAUUCAUCUGGCAAUUCCUCUACCCCAUCCUAGGCUCGAUGCAAUGGGUCAUUAAGUGGUACGGCAUGGGCAAGACGUCUGUCCGCAGCCCGCUCAACAUCCCCGGGCGCAUCGCUUGGAUGACCAUGGAGGCGCCCGGCUUCCUGACCCUCGUCUACAUCAUGAACACGCUCCCGCAGCAGCACGGCAUCCACGACCUGCCCUGGCAGAACCGCGUGCUCGGCGGUCUCUUUGUCAUCCACUACCUCAACCGCGCCAUCCUCUUCCCGCUCAUGCAGCCCUCCAUGGCGCCCAUCCACGUCGCCGUCUGGGCCAUGGCCGUCGGCUUCCAGCUCUGCAACGCCACGUGCCUCGGGUCCUGGCUCUCCGCCUACGGCGUCGUCACCGAGGCCGGCUGGACCGCGCAGUCGCCGCUGCCGCAGUUCGCCUUUGGCCUCGCGCUCUUCUACGUCGGGCUGGCCGGCAACUGGUUCCACGACGAGGAGCUGCGCGAGAUUCGCCGCAAAGAGCAGCGCCGCCAGGACCGACUCCGCGCGGAGUCCGGCGCCGGAGGAGCGCCGGCGGUGGAGAAGCACUACGAGAUCCCGCAGGCCGGGCUGUUCAAGUACAUGCUCUACCCGCACUACCUCCUCGAGUGGAUCGAGUGGCUCGGCUUCUGGGUCGCCGCCGGCUGGAGCUGCACCCCCGCGAGGGCGUUUCUGGUCAACGAGAUGACGGCCAUGCUUCCGCGCGCGGUCAAUGGCAAGAAGUGGUACGUGGACAAGUUUGGCCCGGAAAAGAUUAACAAGAAGUGGGCAGUCAUUCCCGGCGUGUGGUGA
Molecule: messenger RNA, 873 nt
Organism: Akanthomyces muscarius
Lineage: Eukaryota; Fungi; Ascomycota; Sordariomycetes; Hypocreales; Cordycipitaceae
Exons: 3
Coding region: 1-873 (290 amino acids)
Biological process (GO): steroid metabolic process
Cellular component (GO): membrane
Molecular function (GO): 3-oxo-5-alpha-steroid 4-dehydrogenase activity
Source: RefSeq, a predicted model, not a curated record